Molecule: messenger RNA, 540 nt
Organism: Corapipo altera (White-ruffed manakin)
Lineage: Eukaryota; Metazoa; Chordata; Aves; Passeriformes; Pipridae
Gene: RPS26
Product: ribosomal protein S26
Exons: 4
Coding region: 127-474 (115 amino acids)
Biological process (GO): translation
Cellular component (GO): cytosolic small ribosomal subunit; ribosome
Molecular function (GO): mRNA binding; structural constituent of ribosome
Source: RefSeq, a predicted model, not a curated record
GCGAGGCGGCCUGGGGGGAGCCACGGCGGGUCGGGGCGGCGGCGGAGGCGCUUCCGGGCGGAGGGAGCGCUUAUAAGGGCGGCUGUGCGGCGGCCGCGCCUCUUCCGGCGCCCCCUCAGAGCCGCCAUGACGAAGAAGAGGAGGAACAACGGGCGGGCGAAGAAGGGCCGCGGGCAUGUGCAGCCCAUCCGCUGCACCAACUGCGCCCGCUGCGUCCCCAAGGACAAGGCCAUCAAGAAGUUCGUCAUCAGGAACAUCGUGGAGGCCGCGGCCGUCAGGGACAUCUCGGAGGCCAGUGUGUUCGACUCCUACGUGCUGCCCAAGCUGUACGUGAAGCUGCACUACUGCGUCAGCUGCGCCAUCCACAGCAAGGUUGUCCGGAACCGCUCCCGGGAGGCCCGAAAGGACCGGACACCCCCGCCCCGCUUCCGCCCCGCCGGUGCAGCCCCCCGACCGCCCCCCAAGCCCAUGUGAGGAGACUCUGCCUGAACGUGGCCCCCGGACCCCCAAACUCAGACUCAAUAAAGGGUCCUGCUCCGA